Mesocestoides corti is the source of this 1227-nucleotide messenger RNA. NCBI's taxonomy places the organism in Eukaryota, Metazoa, Platyhelminthes, Cestoda, Cyclophyllidea, Mesocestoididae. The record is from the annotation of a GenBank genome assembly.
AUGGCUGAGAGAGAGGUUAGGAAGCUCUCGACCUUUUCCGCUUUAAGUCUACUCGAUUCAAGCCCAAAAGAGGCAUUCACGGAAAGUCUGCACGCGCAAAAAGGAGUACUGACGGCUUUCGUAUCUCUCCCAUGGAAUACAGGAGAUGACUGUUCCUCAAGGCCACAGGAAAUCAUUCGGAUUUGCCAAAAUCUUGAGAAUUCCGGCAACAUUGACCGUUUGUGUCAGUUCCUGUGGUCUCUGCCCAAACGCAGUGACUUGUGGGAGAUUCUAAAUCGAGAUGAAGUCAUACUGAGAUCACGAGCUCUUGUGGCGUUCCACACGAGAAACUUUAACGAGCUCUACUCCCUUCUGGAGCGUCAUACCUUCUCGAAGGCAAGCCAUCCGAAAAUGCAGGCUCUUUGGCUGGAAGCUCACUACCAGGAAGCCGAACGUCUGCGGGGUCGUUCGCUGGGGCCGGUUGACAAGUACCGGGUGAGAAAAAAAUUUCCACUGCCAAAAACCAUCUGGGACGGGGAGCAGAAGACCCACUGCUUCAAGGAGAGGACGAGAAGCCUGCUAAGAGAGUGGUAUCUGCAGGACCCAUAUCCUGGACCGAGCAAGAAACGUGAACUUGCCAAUGCCACGGGAUUGACUCCAACCCAAGUGGGCAAUUGGUUCAAAAAUCGUCGACAAAGAGAUAGGGCUGCUGCCUCAAAGAACCAGCGGCUGGCUUUGCCAGAGGAGAGCGAUGAAGAAAUCAUUCCAGACACGAAGGGACAUCUUCCGUCAAGAUCUCCUUCCGCAAACCCGACGGAGCAGCUCACUGUAACCCGACGGCCUCAUGGUCAUGCUGAUGAUGAUGAUGGGCGUGAGAUGGCCAAGACCAUGAUCUCCAGAGACAUUCCAAGGCCCUCGCCCUUCAGUGCUGAAGCACUCAUUGACAGAAAACGCUCGUUCCACGAAGUCUUCUCUGAUGAGCCUGCUGAGAACGACUGGAUGAAGAAGGUGGCGACGAAGCUGACGAAUGCUAUUCCCGACUUUCGGUCCACUCCUUUUCCCCAGUGGUACCUUCACGCCUCAUGCGCUCUUGCAACGCUCCUGCCAGCAGACCUAAGGCUUCUCUUCCCGCCUUAUUCGCCCUUUGUUUUUCCCCCACUCCCUCCCUUCACCUCAUCCACUUCUCCGCUUCAAUUUCAGCAAGCUUCUUCGAAAUCCAAUGAGUCGGAAACGGCAGCCCCUUCGUGA